GAGAGAGGACUCUGAUCAGAAGCCUGCCUCUCUCCAUCGCAGUUGCUGGCUGUGCUGUCCCUUUACGCAGAGAGCAUUACGCAUCACUGGACAACAUUGCACGUUUUCGUCCCACAGAUCUUUACGGAAACCCGUAUCACCCAUCCCUUCAGCACGGUUUUGGACAUAGAAGGCAUCCCGCGUUUUCCGAGAAGUCUGGACAAGUACUACUCUUCCUCCCCCCCUUUUUUAACCCUUGGAUCUAGAGCUCCCUAAAAGCGCGCUCCUGUGCUUUUAAAAUGCAAGUCGGACGCAAAUCGUGUUGGAGGCAAUUGCAGGCUUCUUUUUUCAGACUCCUGUGUCUUAUACCCACAGGAUUCCCCGUCCGGAGUGUGGAUAUGCAGCGGGCCACCGACAACAUCACCAUCCGCCAGGGCGACACAGCGAUUAUAAGGUGUUAUGUGGAUGACAAAGUGUCCAAGGUGGCCUGGCUCAAUCGAUCCAACAUCAUCUUUGCCGGCCAGGACAAGUGGUCCCUGGACCCCAGAGUAGACCUGGUCACUAAAGGACAGCUGGAGUACAGCCUGCGCAUACAAAAGGUGGAUGUGUAUGACGAGGGUUCGUACACCUGCUCCAUACAGACUAAGCAGCAGCCCAAGACCUCACAGGUCUACCUCAUUGUACAAGUCCCAGCCAACAUCUACAAGGUGUCAGAAGAUAUCACAGUGAAUGAGGGCAGUAACGUUACACUCAGUUGUUUGGCCAGUGGCAGGCCGGACCCUGCAAUCAACUGGCGGCUGCUCAAUCCCUCAGCAGAGCCGUUGGACGGAGAAGAGUACCUGGACAUUAUAGGUAUCAUGCGAAACCAAGCGGGUCGUUAUGAAUGCAAGGCCAGUAAUGACGUCGCCACGCCUGACGUCAAAUAUGUCAAUGUGGUUGUCAGCUACCCUCCAACAAUAAAGAAAACCCAGAGCUCAGAGACUCCGGUGGGCCGCAUGGGGACACUGCAGUGUGAUGCCACGGCUGUGCCCACACCAGAGUUUGAAUGGUUCAGAGACGAAAAAAGGCUGUCCAAUGCCCAGGGCAUUAAUAUUCAGAUUCUUGGCACUACCACAAUUCUCAUGAUUGCCAACGUCACCGAAGAGGAUUAUGGAAACUAUACCUGCGUGGCCUCGAACCGACUGGGCGUCCAGAAUGCCAGUCUUUUCCUCUAUAGACCCGGAACAGGUCGAGAUAUCAACGGCUCUGCCUGUGUAUCUCAAUCACUGUGGCUCCUGCUGGCCUGCUUCGCCUGCCUUUUCUUCAAGUGUUAAUACCGCUGCCCUCCUCCUUUUCCCCCUCUGGCCUUCCUUCCUCUCUCUCCUCUUCCUUCUCUCCAACUCACCGACAUCCUUAUUGCUACCUUAUUACCAACUUUACCGCCUCCACCCAGACUGUUUGCAUCAUUAUACAAAAACCUUAAGCACUGCUUACAGAUAUUACAAAAAACGAUGGGUUAUGAGUAAAAUGUUAUAAGAAGAACAACAACAACAACAAUGAAAUGAAGGACAGAACAAGCAAACAGUGCUCUUUAAAGAAUUGCAUUGUUCUUUUUAAUUUGUAUGCACUUCUUUAUUUCUGCUAUAUCUUGUCUUCGGGGUCUGGAUCGGGUUUAGGGUUUGUUGUAUUUUUGUCUUCAUGGGAAAACAGAGGGGCACCCUCUCACAGGGAUGCCAACAAUCAUUUGUCUCUAGAAGUACUGAAGACAUAAGGUAUAUUUGUUCUUACUCCCAUAGAUUAAUUAUGUUAACUUAAAUUGUAGAUUUAACCGAGUGUUUAACCAGUGCAUUAACGAGCAACAUGCAAAGUAUCUGCCAAAUAUCCAUAUAGAUUUGAAACUAACACAUACACAAAUCAAAGGGAAAAUACUGCAGCUGUCUUCUAUAAUGAGAUUAAAGCUUGAUAUUAAAGUCUUUACUACCAUAAUCUGAUGCUAAUAGAGUGAAACACAGACAUAGAGCAUUAGCCGGAUAUCUCUCCUAUCAAUGACAUUGUUUCUAGAUGCAGCAGUCACUUGGGUUGUUGCUUUCGAGCCCAGAAAUUGAGGAUGCAGUGAAUAGAAUCGACUUGAUCCUACUCGGCUAAACCAUGCGAAGUACAACCCUAUGGAAAUUAGUAUAUCUGGUGAGGGAUACCUAUAUCUUCAUUCAGUGGCUUUGCAACCACAAGCCUUUUUUCCAAAAGAAUCCCUCUUUUAUUUUGCAGCAGGAAAAGAAAACACAGUAGGUUAUAAUGAUGCGUACUGUACAUAGUAAAAUUUUGUAUUUCUCUAUGAUAAGACAACUUGUUCUGCCACUGUAACAACAGGAAACAGAGAAAUUGUUGCAGUUUAUGUUGCUUGUUUGACGACCAACCAACCAACCAUACUGUGCAGUUUGUCCCUGCUCCACAGCAGGCUGCACACAUUUAGCUGCAUAUAUUGUACCACAUACAGGGUUCGCUUUUAGUUUAUGAGUUUUAGGAUCAAUCUUCUAUACUGCUGGAAUUUGGAUAAAAAUGUCUGACACCGAUGAAUGACUUUUUAGUUUUUCUCUUUCAAUAAGUAUGUGUGUUUUAAUAUGAACUGAUACAGACAAAUUCAUAACAUAUUGAUAUUGAGGUUAUUUUUCCUGUCUUUACCUCAUUAAUUUUAGUUGUGUGUGUGUGUGUGUGUAUAUAUAUAUAUAUAUAUAUAUAUACUUGAAUCCAAUGUCCUUAUACUAUUAUGAAAAGGCAAAUUGUAUGUGUCCAUGUUUCUGAAUAGGGUAGCGAUUUGUUGAGGAUGAAUAACUUGUAGAUCUCUUGAACUGGCAACCCUGUUCUAUCAAGUGAACCGAAGCCCAUUAGAAAAAUGAUGUUUUAAAACAAAAACAAAGAGAAGAUUGUUUUGUGCAGUUAUUAUUGUACCUAUCCUUGAGAUGAUUGUAGGAAAUGGAAUAUUAUGUUUAGCAAACAAAUGAAUACUGAAUGCUUCUUUCCCUUAAUGGCCACCAAAGCCAAUGUGCUGAUGGGCAUCUUACAUGUCAUAUAGGAAAUGUUCUCAUCACACAUCUCCAAUCGAUGAAUUUAUUUCUUUAUGAACAAAAUCGUUAAAUGAUUACUACAUGUGUCAAUAUUUUGUGAAAGAAGACCUUUCAAACAGUGAUUAUUUCAGGAAACAGCUCAGAGGUCAUUCCUGUUGUGACGAGAAUUGCUGAAAUUGGUGCACUAUUAGCUGCCUUUUUCCAUUUAGUUUGACCUACUGUAAGGUGACUAAUAGUGUACGGACUCCAGCACCCAGCUCAGCUCCUUGACUGGAAGUGUGUACAUGUCUCCGCUCUUCUAACAACCAAGCCGAGAUAGUACUAGUACUGUAAAACACACAUGUAAUUAAUGUCAUCUUUGUCAUGCAUUAAAGAAAUUGUCCCUGGUGUUUUCAUUGUAUAUGCUUUUGAGGCCAUGGCUGUGUGACUUUGUAGCGUUGGUAAUGCCAUCUGAUCCAAUCUAAUUUUUAUGUGGGUAAAACAGUGGAGGCAGAGCUGUAAAGUGACUCAAAGCUGAAGCAUUUAAACAGUUAAAACAACUUUUCUCUCAUCUUUAUCAGUCACAACACAAACAAUAUCUUACACUCAGAUUUUCCAGUCUAGGAAGUAAUAAGAAAGCUGCUUUAUUCUGUCAUCAUCUCACACAUGCUUUUUUUUUGUUGAUUUUCUACGACUGAACAACUCUGGUGUAUCCACUUUAACUUGGAGUAACUUGACCCCUGUUGUUUUUCUACUACAUUGGUAUUUCUGCAGACUCUUCCUGCUUUUUAGCCUCUGGCUAGCUCAUACUUGAGGAUGCUAGUUUGUAAGCAACAAUUAUCUAGUUACUGUAGGAAGAAGUGAAUGAUCUGAAAGCUAUGGUGAAAUAGUUCCUCAUAAUCAGUUUGCAUGAGAGUAGUCUGUGCUACAUGUCUAUUUCAGUAAGUCUGUCUCACUCAUGAGUCGUCCAAAAAAAAUAAAAAAUACUCAGGGCAGAGCAAGGCUGGCCUUGGGUAGACUCUUAGAAAACUAAAAUGUGUUUAUUUGCUGGAGGAGGCCCUGACAGACUACCAGAGCUGGCUCAAAUAUCUCCAAAUUGUGCCAUUUUAACCUGCUUGGAAUGCAAGAUGGGUAGAGGAAGCUUAUUUUAAAGGAUUCUACAAUAAAUUGACUGUCAUGGUUUAAACUUUCUACCAUUCGGGUGACUUCAUGUCCAAGUGUGUCCUUGCAGGUUAAAACCAGCCAAUAAGCACUGACUGAUACCAAGACCACUUAUGUAAAAGCCAUGGAGCGCUGUCUUAUCCAUAAAGCAGAAAGAGAUACGGAAUACUGUCCUUUCAUUGCUCAUAGAGACCAACAGCCAGCCUACGGACAAAGCACCAACCUCCCUGUAGACCAACCUGGAUUCUACUGAAGACUGUAGAUACAGCUAUCUAGUUGAGCAUUGCCUCAAAACAUCACCAUCGCUUCACUGUACAAAACUGGCUUAUGUGUGUGCGCGUGUGUACUCUGAUUCUGAUUCUGUCCAUUAUUAUUAACUUACCUGAGAAGUUAACAUAAGGCAUGAGAUACAUGACAAGUUGGCCAAACAGCUAACUUUCUAAUUCUGUUGAGUUUACAGUGGUAACCUUAUAUUUUAAGUUUAGAAUAUUUUUUUCCUCGGAGUGUAUAUACAGUGUGUUGUUUCUACACUAGAAUGCUGUAAAGUCAGCAAAUCCAUAAGGUCGUGUUUAUAAAACUCAACAUAUAAAGAUUUAAACAGCAAAUGUAACUAUCAUGUUUGUACUUCCCUUCCCUUUGACAUGGGAAAUUAAGAUUCAAUCAUGGAUUAUGACACAGCAGUGUCCCGUUUUUUUGUUUCUGUUUUAUUUUACUUUAUUAUGGCAUAAGGUAAUUGCAGUCAGUUUAAAAAAAUGAUAUGUAAUAAAGGUAUAUGAGAACAUGUUCAUAACACAAAAUUAAGUUGUUUGAAUUCAAUGUUCUGUAUUUGAAUGUGACUUGAGAUGCCGGGUCAGCUUGGAACACAGAAUCUUAAUGGUACAAUUGUGUUAAUCGCCAUGUAACAUGCAAAUAAAAUAAUAUAUGUAUUGUUGUA
Molecule: messenger RNA, 5094 nt
Organism: Sander lucioperca (pikeperch)
Lineage: Eukaryota; Metazoa; Chordata; Actinopteri; Perciformes; Percidae
Product: limbic system associated membrane protein
Exons: 8
Coding region: 279-1292 (337 amino acids)
Cellular component (GO): neuron projection
Source: RefSeq, a predicted model, not a curated record